Messenger RNA from Rosa chinensis, 2648 nucleotides. Its product is annotated as putative F-box protein At3g17480. Gene Ontology annotation, molecular function: 2',3'-cyclic-nucleotide 3'-phosphodiesterase activity; protein binding. Gene Ontology annotation, biological process: cyclic nucleotide metabolic process. The record is from RefSeq and is a predicted model, not a curated record. Lineage: Eukaryota; Viridiplantae; Streptophyta; Magnoliopsida; Rosales; Rosaceae.
AAUAAAUAUGUAGCAAACAACAUCAGAACUCACAAGCUGUUUCAAGUCUCCAUCGGUAAUAUCUCUCGAUCUCCGGCUCCAGCAGCCAUCAUAUCUUCCCCGUCUCUUGUUCUAGUUCUCAGGUUAAGGACUAAGUUGAAGAGGUUGAAGAGGAUAGGGCGUGGCAGAAAUGGCAGAGGUUGAUGAAGAUCUGGUGGAGAAAAUCCUGUCAACUCUGCCUCCCAAGGCUCUGAUGCGAUUCAAAUGCGCCUCUAAAGGGUGGUAUGCGCAGAUCAACGAUCCCAGGUUCGUAGCUAAGCACCUCUCCUAUUACAAUUCCAGUUCCAAGCGUCUGCUCCUGAUGAAGAAGCGUUUAGUCUCCAAGGACAUCAAAGACACUGCUAAUGAGACUGCAGAAGAAGAAGAAGAAGAAGAGCUAGUGUUUUCGUUGCUUAAUUUAUGCAAUAAUGAUGAUGAUAUUGAUAAUGGUGAGGACAGCAUUAUUGUCUCUAGUGUCGAGGACAUCAAAAUUCCUUUUUGUAUGAGUCUAAAGACUAGAGGCGAAGCAGUUCAUAUUGUAGGGCAUUGCAAUGGAAUCAUCUGUCUACUUCUAGUUAAAUCUUUUCAGGUGCUUUUAUGGAACCCAGCAACUCAGGAAUUCAAGCUUCUUCCCCCUUUCCAUACCUUCCAGAUGAUCAUUGGUAUGAAGAUGUAUGGUCCGUAUGUUCAGGGGUUUGGAUAUGAUCCUAAAUUGAACGAAUACAAAGUUGUUAACAUUGGACUAGUUUCUCCUUCAGAAACGAGGGAUGACGGAUAUGAUAUUUAUAAUCCUCCAAAGGCUGCAAUAUACACUUUGAGUACUGAUUCUUGGAGAAAGAUCAACACCAAUGCUUUCGAAACAGAAACCACUGUCCUUAGGCCCGAAAGUUUCCAGAUUCAAUUCAAGCAAAUGUUUUAUUGGUUAGGACAUGAGCAACAUAAGGAACUGGAUGUGUUGGAUAAAGACGAGGACCUCAUUGGACCGGUCAUCAUUUUGUUGGAUAUUGAGAAUGAGGUAUUUCAUGAUAUCAUGUUACCUGAGUGUUUGUAUCAUCCCUGGGUCUUCACUGAUGGUAUGGAACUUCGAGUGUGGAACGAAUCCCCUGCUCUUUUUGUAUUGGUUGUUGGACUUCAAGGUUAUAAACCUGAAGAUGAAUAUUCUUUUGUAAUAUGGGUGCUGGAUGAGCUUGGUGGUCCGAAGGGUGCUUGGACAAAACACUUGACUCUUGAUCCCACAGAGAAACCAUUGGCAUUUUUGAAUAGCAAUGAGAUUUUUAUAAAUGAUUUCAUGAAACUUGUACUCUCCUAUGACCUUGGUAGCGAAAGCCUAAAAGAUUUUCUCAUUCAAAACACGUCUUAUUCUACUCGUCAGAUAUAUGACGAGUCAGAUGACAUUGUAGCUGUUGUCUAUGUGAAAAGUAUAGUUUCAGUCUUGGGAACCCACAAGCUCGAGAGCAGAAAUAAUUCCAGUGCGGUGAACUUUUCUCCACUCACGCACUUUCCAUCCGGUCCUUCCAUAGUGGACAGAGAAUUGCAUUCAUAUUCAAUAUGGGCCAUCCCACCGAAUGAUGUGUCUUUUAGGAUCAAGAAGUUGAUGGAAGGUCUCAGGGCUGAGUUCGGUGGGCCGGAGAUCAAACCACAUAUCACUGUUGUGGGGUCUAUUCGUAUGACGUAUGAAGAUGUGCUCAACAAAUUCAGAUCUCUUCCUUCUAAAUAUUUUCGUGCAUACCAAGCAAAAGUUAAUCUAGUGGUUACCAGCAAUUUUUAUCACCAAUGUGUUUCCCUACUCAUUGAUUCAUCAACAGAAGUAUCCCAUCAGUUAGACUGUACAACUCGCAUAUGCACUGCACAUUGGGGUUUCCAUAGCGGUGGUAGGCCAUAUUUGAGUCUCCUUUACGGGAAUCUGACAGAAGAAGAGAGGAAAAUAGCUCUAGAAAAAGUUAGUUCUCUAGAUAAAAACAUUUCCAGCUUGAGUUUCACCAUAUCUCAACUCGCAGUGUACAAAAUCGACUACAGAGAUAUAACUCUCAAAUCAUGGGAAAAAAUUGCUGAAUAUGCCCUCCCAUUUCAUUAGAUGCAGGGGCGGAUCCAGGGGGUGGCGAGGUUUGGCAGCUGCCCAACCUCGAUUCUUUUACCAAGCCAUGGAAGCUUUUGUGCUUUGAAGAUUUUACAGAAAAAAAAUUUAUGAAAGAGAGGCAAGAGGUUCAAGAUGACGAGAUACUGCUCUUGAUUCCUAGUCUCCUUGAACUUAUCAAAACGACACAGUAUUGAUAGUGGCAUAUACCUCUAUCUUUUCUUUCUUUAAAUUUUAUUUGAGAGAACAUGUUUAUCUUUUAUUUUUUAUUUAUUUAAAAGCUUAAGAGUUUCUCUAGAGCACAAACUCUACUACACGCCUCUCUUAUCAACAGUACGCCUCCUCUAAUCAUUUCAUGAAAUAUUUUUCUUUUUUGAAAUUCAAUUUAAAGUUGUAUUAAUUCUAGUUUCACUAUUCUAUUUUCAGUUUUAGUGUUUAGCUCCUACUUAUUUAUACUUGUUGGGUUCUAAAUCUCAAUUUCAAAAAGAAGAAGAAAAAACAAGAACAAACAUGUUUGAGAUAAUUUAAUUGACAUCAGUUAAAAGUUAAGAAUUGU